Brachypodium distachyon (stiff brome) is the source of this 1091-nucleotide messenger RNA. Its product is annotated as LRR receptor-like serine/threonine-protein kinase GSO2. Gene Ontology annotation, biological process: protein phosphorylation. The transcript has 2 exons. Bases 39 to 746 code for a protein of 235 amino acids. NCBI's taxonomy places the organism in Eukaryota, Viridiplantae, Streptophyta, Magnoliopsida, Poales, Poaceae. The record is from RefSeq and is a predicted model, not a curated record. Gene Ontology annotation, molecular function: protein kinase activity.
CAAGCAGUUUUACACUGCAAGCAGAGCCAGCACUGUCCAUGGCUAUGGCAUUUCCCCUCAUGAUACGCGCACUGUUGUUCUUCUUUCUGCCAGCGACCAUGUUAGCUGCUCCUUCCCUCCAGAGAAAUAAUGACACCGACCUAGCUACGCUGCUAGCCUUCAAAGCCCGGCUCUCCGAUCCUCUUGGCAUUCUUGGGGGGAACUGGACAAGCGGCACAUCCUUCCGCAACUGGGUUGGUGUCUCUUGCAGCCGGCGUCGGCAGCGCGUCACCGCUCUUAUGUUGCCAGGCAUACCGCUCCAAGGGCCGGUCUCCCCGUAUCUUGAGCUUGCGUACAUGGGGAAGGUUUCACGUAAGAGUGACGUGUUCAGCUUUGGGAUCAUGCUGCUCGAAGUCUUCACUGGGAAGAGGCCCUCUAAUGCAAUGUUUGUUGGAGAGUCCAACCUUGGGCAUUGGGUUUCAGAAGCAUUUCCAGUAAGGCUCACUGAUAUUGUUGAUGAGAAGCUGCUGUUAGGUGAAGAGAUAAGUACUCGCGGCUUCCAUGACCAAACCAAUAUCACUUCAUCGGCGUCGCCUUCUACUGCCUGCAACUCCAACUUUUUUGUGCCGACAUUUGAGCUGGGUCUGGAGUGUUCAAGUGAAUCUCCUGACCAGAGGGCAAGCAUGAGUGAGAUAGUUGUGAGGCUGAAGAACAUCAUCAAGGAUUACUCUGCAUCCGUGAUGGCGGCUCAAAGGGCUGAGGGCUGAGUAGUGUUGAUCGACAUGGUAAUGUGUUCGGUUCUGUAGUUCUUUUCCAUGAAAACUCAAGCAUGAGGGUGGUGCUGCACUGCUGCUAAAUUUUCGGUUUAUUAUCAGUCACACCUAACACAAGCAGAUGUAAAAUGAUGGUCAUCUGAACCUGCAAUGUCAGCAUCUAGACUUACAGUAACAUGUUGUGACUGGUGCAUUGGUGUUUCUAAAAGCUGAUCGUAGAUGCAAAUUCUUCGAGGUAUCAUCAGGUCUGGAAAUGGAUUUGUGAAUUUGUAAGAGUAAAAUGCACCGCAGGUCUUAUAACUAUUGGAAGUGUGUCAAGUGAGUUCUGAUUCUUUAAAA